AGAAAGAAUGGUGAGAACUCCGAGCUUUGAUAAAAAUGGAACGAAAAAAGGUGCAUGGAGUCCUGAAGAAGAUAACAAGUUGAGAGCUUAUAUUCAUAGAUAUGGCCAUUGGAACUGGCGUGAACUUCCCAAGUAUGCUGGUAUAGACACACACUCUCUCUCUCUUGAUGUAAUUUAAAGAAAAAUAUACGGUGUUUGACUUCAUCACUGCAGUGAAGAAAUUGUGUUCAAAUACAUCAGUUUUCCAGAUUUUGAUGAUUUCAUGAGUCUAUCAAGAUGCGGAAAGAGUUGUAGACUGCGGUGGAUGAAUUACUUGCGUCCAAACGUGAAACGGGGAAAGUACACCAAAGCGGAAGACGAUCUCAUCAUGGAAUUACAUGAAAAACUUGGAAAUAAAUGGUCAGCCAUAGCUGCAAAAUUUCCAGGAAGAACCGACAAUGAAAUAAAAAAUCAUUGGCAUACCCAUCUUAAGAAACGCAUUAACGAAAAUCACUCGACAUUUGAAUUGAAACAGAAAGCCAUUCAAAUUUCUCAAUCUCUAGCCAAUCUUGAACUGCAAUCUCAUGACUCACCACGAUCUGAAAUCAACCAUGUGACUGAUGAAUUGGGCUCAAAAGACGUCACUGAUGAAAUAUAUCAGCAAAUUUUAGAAAGCUCUCCAUUGUCGUCCCAAGAACUGUCUUCCAGUGAUUUCUCUUCCAGCAUGACUCCUGAUUAUGCACUUUUGAGUGAUAAAAACUGGGUUGGGGAAGAUAGCAUGAGUUCAUCGGAAUCGUUUGAAGAAUCCGUUAGGAAUUUCUGGAUUGAACUAGCUUUUGAAGAUUUUUCGUACCAACAAAAUGAAUUUUCAUCGAACUUGGCUGAGGGAGAAUCUACGUUUCCAUGUUUUUUGGACCAUGACGAUGAUAGCAUUGAGUGGUUCCACCAGAUACUGAAAGAACUUCCAGAAAAGUGAAACACUUUUGGCAUUUUAAUGUGUUAUAUAUAUAUUGGCGAGUCGUGCUGAGGGCCUUAGAAAUAGGAAUAUUCAUGCACUUGUAGAAGUUAGUUGCUCCAGUUUUGUUGUCAGAAGGAAAUAAAAAAAAAAUAGCAAACAAAAACUUUUAUUA
Molecule: messenger RNA, 1109 nt
Organism: Camellia sinensis
Lineage: Eukaryota; Viridiplantae; Streptophyta; Magnoliopsida; Ericales; Theaceae
Source: RefSeq, a predicted model, not a curated record